CAUUUCUUUGAUUAAAAAUUCUAAUUUUUACUAUAUAAAUGUUAGGUCGAUGAAAGUCGAAGAAUUUUUGUAUAAAAGAGCUUUUAAUUCUCCAAAUCAUUUAUAACGUAAAAACUAUUUGCUGAAAACAGUCAAGAUACCUAUUCGCCAUGAAAUUACAAAUCGUUUUGCUUGUUUUAGUUGUGAUGGCUCUGAGCGCAUCAACAGAAAAGAGUACAGGUCGACGUUCAAAUAUUAGAUUAGAACAAUUGUUGCGGAACCAAAAGGACUCUUCUUCUAAUGCCAGGUUCUUGUGGAAUAAGAAACAGCAAGCCCCUGCAUCACAAAUUUAUGUAAUACAACCUGGGUACACCUCAUAUACUUCUCCAAACGAGCAGUUUACUUAUGAAGUAACAACUAACGGUACGCAAACAUUCAGUCCUGUCACUUCUAAUAGCAGUCGCAGCUUUGACGAUGAAUCAGUUUUUGAUGACGAUGAUGAAGAUAAAAUCUCGUUUCACAAUGAAGAAGAAGCUAGAGUUGAAGCUGACGACGACGAAGACGAUGUUCAAACUUCACGUAGACACCAAAAACAAAGGACAAAUUUGAAACUUCAAAAGAUUAAUGCAAGGGAUCAAGGAUAUAAACUUGUCAUUCCUGCCAAGUAUAUGCGUAGCAUUAAAAAAAAUGCGCAUGCAAGCAGGUCUGCAAAUUUCAACAACGGUGUCAAUAAGUUAAGGAUACUUCGACUUAAUGAUAAAGGUCAUACAAAGAGAAAAUUGUCAUCCAAUUAAUUCCACCAUUAAGGAUUAAAAAUGUGUUGAUGAGUUAUGUAAAAUAA
This is a messenger RNA of Episyrphus balteatus (marmalade hoverfly), 820 nucleotides long. RefSeq lists its product as uncharacterized. The coding region runs from base 150 to 773 and encodes 207 amino acids. The record is from RefSeq and is a predicted model, not a curated record. The transcript is spliced from 2 exons. NCBI's taxonomy places the organism in Eukaryota, Metazoa, Arthropoda, Insecta, Diptera, Syrphidae.